AGUGAUGCCAAACACCACACACCGUUGGUGCAAAUGGCACAUUCUUAAGAAAGCAAAGGAAAAACUAGGUGCAUAUUACACAAAACGAAGCAAAUUCAGAGCAGACUUCCACAAAAUAGUGAACCACAUGCUAAUAGUGGAUGAAUUUGAAGGUGCAUGGGCUGAGCUGCUUGACAAAUAUGGACUGCAAAAAAACACAUACUUGGAGAACAUAUAUGAAGAUCGAAAAAAUGGGCAAAACCAUACUUCAAAGGAAAAUUUUGUGCAAAAAUGACACGCAACAACGCAGUGAAAGUGCAAACCAUAUGCUGAAGGGAUAUGUUCCAGCUAGCUGUCCAAUGCACUUAUUUGUACGGUAAUAUAUGAGGCUACUUUUUGACCGAGAAGCGAAUGAGAAUUAUGAAGAACGGCGAACAAAGAUAAUGUUACCUGCUAUGAGGCUAAAUACACCACUCGAGUUCCACGCUAGCAAAAUCUACACUGUCGCUAUGUUUGAGAAAUUUGGCGAAAUUCUCUAUGAAGCAGGACAAUAUAGAGUGGAAGAAGUUGAAAAAGGUUCAAAAUAUUAUGUACACCGGUAUGACCCAGAGAAGCAUGACAAGUGGUGUCGAGUUAUGUACAUAGUGGAAGUGCUUGCUGCCGGUGAAGAAAUUGCAUGUGAAUGCGGAGGUUUCGAGCACACAGGUCUGCUGUGUUGCCAUUCAAUUAAGGUGCUUGAUUUUUUGGGUAUAUCCAGAAUACCAUCUAAACACAUCAUAAAGCGGUGGACAAGGGAUGCUAGAGAUAUACUUCCAGAUCACUUGGCACACUUGCAGAAAGACCAGAUUUCAGCCAACUCCAUCACAUUCAGACAUACAAAUCUGUAUACUCAUGCUUUAGAGGUUGUAAGACUUGGGGAUGCAAACCCAAUCGCCUAUGAGUGUGCAAUGGACCUUCUUAGGUCAGCAAUGGAUAAAUUAACACCUUUGGCUGCUGAUCAUGAUGGACUAGGCUUACAGCACAGAAUUGAAUUCAGCAAGCCAAAAGGAACACAAAUAAGUGUGCUGCCUGAAACAGGAAAUGGAUACGGAAGUGAUGCUGAGGGAAGUGCAAUUGGAAAUUUUACCGGUUUAUCACCUCCAGAACGCAAGCGAAAGGCUGGACGACCAACCAACAACACAGACAAGCCUCCAUAUGAUGACCGCGGUGCAAAAAGCAAAAAAUAUAAAAAUGUACCACAUCUUGAUAGUGCUCCAGCAUCUAGUACCAGCAAGUGAACACGAUUCUGCACUAUAUGUCGUGGCCCUGGUCAUAAGAGCACAACAUGUCCACAGAGGGGUGAUAUUCCUCAAAAGAAAAGAAAGGAACCAAAAUGCUCAAUCUGUGGAGUGGGAGGGCAUCGAAAGAACACAUGCAACAAUCCUAAGAUCGUCUUACAUGUUGCAGAGAUAGGUGCUCAUGAACCUCUUGUGAACCAGUGAUGAACCUAUGUAUUUUCUCUUUUUCUUUCCUCUUUUAUGAACCAUGCUCAGUAGCCACUUUGCUUGGAAAAAAUAAUACACUGUUGUGAUGUAUGCGCGUCUGCACCCCUCCAUUACGUACCUGAGAUCUUAAGAACCAAAUUCCAUCUUGUAAUAUCUCUGGGUUGUUAAUUUUCAUGUAUUCCUGGCA
Triticum urartu is the source of this 1650-nucleotide messenger RNA. The record is from RefSeq and is a predicted model, not a curated record. Lineage: Eukaryota; Viridiplantae; Streptophyta; Magnoliopsida; Poales; Poaceae.